Messenger RNA from Coregonus sp. 'balchen', 12616 nucleotides. Lineage: Eukaryota; Metazoa; Chordata; Actinopteri; Salmoniformes; Salmonidae. The record is from the annotation of a GenBank genome assembly.
GCAUAAUAAUAGUACAUACGUCAUUAAACGCGCUGGUUUCGAUAACUGAACCUCGACGGAUUAUCUGGUAAGAAAGAAAUAUAAACAGUAGAACAAUUUCUCAGGAAACAUGAUCAGUGCAUACUAUCUCAGUGUGUAUACAAAUGUAUAUGUCAACAUCGAAUAGUGUUAUUUUUCACACACAUUCCGAUGCGUGUCCAUUGCUCCAUUUAUUUGCGCGACGCUGCAUGAAUGCAUUUGGUCUUGUUGUAGCUUAAGUCCAACUUCAUUCGUUUCGGACGCAUUCAAUUAUUCCUUUGCACAAAUUGUGCUGACAGCUGGUUUAAAUUAUAUCGAGUAGGCUACGCUAUAAUAUCACACGUAAGAACCGUUUCAAUGCUAAUGGCUGGACCUGUGGAUACUAUCUGUAAGUGUACACGGGCCAGGAGUUUUUCCUGACCAAACAAAACAACUGGCAGUCUGGCAGUAUGGGGAGUGUUAAUGUACACCAGUGGCCACCGCUUGGUUGUAAUGAGCUACAGUGCUGGCUUUUGUUCCUGCCCAGCUCUAACUCAACAUAAUGGUUUGAAUCAGGUGUUUUGGUGCUGACUGUAGUUCAACUACCCAGGAUGUCCUUAUUAUUAUUAGACACUGGUCAAAUCAGGACACCUCCAUUUCAAGAUAACUUAAAUAUCAAUGUGGGCAUCCCCAUGAGCACAUGUGUAACACAAACAGUGAGUAUAACCUCUUUAAAUUGCUGUAACUGUCUCACCACUUCUCUCUCCCUGGCCUCUCUGGCAGACAUGUUGCCUGUGUUGGUGGUCCAUGGGGGAGCGGGGCACAUCCCUGAAGAGCGUGCACAGAUGUCUUGUGCUGGGGUCCGGGCUGCAGUCAGGGGGGGCUACUCCAAACUCCAGGGGCAGGGCAGCGCCAUGGACGCUGUGGUGGAGGCAGUCACUCUGCUGGAGAAUGACCCCCACUACAACGCAGGUAAACACACACCCAUGACUAGGGCCUGGAGUCUUUCCUAGCCAGGUCACAUGACCAGAAAAAACCAUCUGGCCUCUGAGAUCAGCAAUAAGGGUCUGAUAAGGUAAAUAGGUCCACCUAUUCAUCUACUUAUAUUUACUUGGUACAUGGUUCUAUGGUAAUAAUUACACAAUAUUAACAAAUGGAAUUACCAAAUAAGUAUUCAUUUACCUUUUACUUUUUGGGGGGUAAAUACCAGUAGACUACCACAAAAUAAAGUGCUACCAGAUUUGACUGUCAAUGACACUAACCUGGAUAAACAAAGGUUGAUAAAGUAUAGAUGAAGACGUUUCUCUGAGUCCUCUUGUAUCUCUGCAUGCAUCAGGACGAGGCUCGGUGUUGAACGCUAAGGGCGAGGUGGAGAUGGAUGCCAUCGUGAUGGACGGGAGAUAUCUGGCCAGCGGAGCUGUCUCUGCGGUCAGGAAAGUGGCCAACCCUGUCCAACUGGCCAGACUGGUCAUGGACAAGGUACUGUUCACGCACACACAGAUUUGCUUAGACAAAGUGUUGAUCAUACAGCAGUUCAGGGUAUUUUAGGUAUUUUAUUAGGAUCCCCAUUAGCUGUUGCAAAAGCAGCAGCUAAUCUUCCUGGGGUCUACACAAAACAUGAAACAUGACAUAAUACAGAACAUUAAUAGACAAGAACAGCUCAAGGACAGAACUACAUCAAUUACAUUUUUUUUUUAAAGACACACGUAGCCUACAUAUCAAUACAUACACACAAACUAUCUAGGUCAAAUAGGGGAGAGGCGUUGUGCCAUGAGAUGUUGCUUUAUCUGUUUUUUGAAACCGGGUUUGCUGUUCAUUUGAGCAAUAUGAGAUGGAAUGGAGUUCUGUGCAUUAAUGGCUCAAUAUAAUACUGUACACUUUCUUGAAUUUGUUCUGGAUUUUGGGACUGUCAAAAGACCCCUGGUGGCAUGUCUGGUGGGGUACGUGUGUGUGUGUAGUUGGUGAAACAGAAGUAAGAACUACAUAGGAACAUAUACAUCAUUAUAUUUUGCAUUGUAAGGGAGGUCGAAGCAGUGCCGUAAAGCGAUACAUUUUAGCGCGAACGCUUCCGCCACGGCGCACUUUCCCACAGCGCUCUCUCACGCGUAAGCAAGUGAGGUACAGUAUAUUCUAUACAUCUUGAACAUUGUUCCCCAUUGAAUGAGCCCCUGUUACCCAUUGCAGACGAGCCAUCUGUGUCUGACUGGGGAGGGUGCCAGUCAGUUUGCCAGGGCAAUGGGUGUACCCGAGGUGCCAGAGGAGUCCCUGAUCACAGAGUAUGCCCGUAUGCGCUGGAAGAAGAACCUGGCAGCUGAUGCCAACCCGGUGGAGUGCCAGAUGUAAGAUAAAGCAUGACAUGAUGUUUCAUACCAUGGAGUUGAAUACAUUAGAUAGAUAAUGAAAUGGAUUGUAACAUGACAUGAUAUAUGAUAGAACACAGCAUGGUAUGAUAAUAUUGCAUGAUAGAUGUUAAUUACAUUUUUAAUUGAAGUGUGUGUGUGUCACAGGGGAAAGAUGGGCACGGUAGGGGCGGUGGCGGUGGAUGCGGAGGGGAACAUAGCCUGUGCCACCUCCACCGGUGGCAUGCUGAACAAGAUGGAGGGCAGAGUGGGGGAUACAGCAUGUAUUGGUGAGACAUCUGAUGUUAUGUCAUAUGAGGUAAACGGAUAAAGAGAUGUGGAGAGGAAGUAGGAGAGAGAAAGAGAGGAGUGGAGGAAGAAAUGAGAAAGAGACCUGCAGCUUUAACAGUGAUCCAAAAGCUGAGUGGCUUUGGUGAACCCUGACCCCUGAGACGUGGAGGAAUGUGUGGUGGUGUGGAGCCACUCACUCAAUACCUGCUGGGUUAAUGUUUCACUAUGGAGAUUAUUACAGCCAGCAGUAUGAACAACACACACUACUACCUCACACUCCUAGACUGCUUCAUAAAGGCACAGAGGCACAUACACAACAUACUGUACACACACAAACACCCACACUCUCAAAUGUGCAUACAUUUACACACAUACACAGAACAGGGGUUAAACAAUCUAUUACUUUACAUGCAUGUAAUUGAAGAAGUGGUAAGUGGAGUCUCAUGAUGAGAAAUGUUCUAAUGUUAAUCAGCGAUGCUGGUAAAUCAAUACACUCAGGUCAACAAUCAAUGAUCAACUAUGCAUUUCACCCAAAUAUCCCCAUUCACUGACAUGCCUUUAGAAGUGAAUCGCUGUCAAGAGUUUCAUAGAUCACUAGUUUACAAAUGUAAGGGCUAGCUGGAAAUGUUCUGAGCCCUCACCUGCUAUAUACUGAUUUCUGACUGUAGAGUUGGUAACCCACCACAGGUUGUCCGGUAAGAACCAGGCAGAUAUUAUAAACAGGGUUUGUCACCACCAACCAACGCAUUCCAUACACAACUUUGUGUGAGUUGAGUGAAGUGUGGUUUCUGUAAAGAGAAAGGGCACUAUUAAAAGGGUAAAUAGGCCAGUAAAUGUACAGAUAUGCAUAUAGAGCUCGUCAGCUUGUAGUCCUAAAAAAGGAAAUUAGUUAGCAUUUUCUACCUCUGGUUCGUUGGCCAUUCCUAUGGGGGAAAUAAUGAGGUUUUGGGAUAAAGACCAAAAAUAAGGUCUGAGGUUAACACAGUUUUAGGAGAUCUUAUACGUUUUGUUCUAUGCGAUAAUAUAAGUCAGUUAACAUGACCUUUAUAAAAAUGUUAUUUAGUACGUAUGGUCUAUAUACAAAGGUAGGACGCAUGCAUGAACUUCAACAAACACUGUAGUAUAAAUAAGUUGGCACAACAAAGAAACAAUACUCACAGUUGAAUUGAGGAACACAUUAAACACUAACUUGACUAGGCCAUCUCCUACUCCUGUAGGCCCUUCCCACUGGGUACAUCAUGACAUUUCAAUGUGGAAAUGUGGGCAAUAUUUGGUUGAGAUGAUGAUCAAUGAGAUUUCAACCUUUAUUCACCCACUCAAAAAGACAGCCAGAAGUUUGAAUUCCCAAUGUGUUAUUACAAUGCUUUCAACCAUUUAAAAGUGUAACCAAAUUCGAAUGGAAAAACAAUGUCAGAUUUUUGGUUUAGGUGUCAUCUAAAUGUUUGUUAUCACUGCACUUUCAACCAUUUUAAAAGCACAACAAAGUUCAAAUGGGAAUGCACAACUUAAUGUGUUAUCACUGUGCUUCAUAUAAUAGCACAACCAAAUGACCUGGAUUGCAGUUGAGAUUACAUUAACAGUUGUAAAAAAACAUCAAAAAAAAAUAUGAACUGCAUACAAAGAAUACCCCAACCCAUUCCCCCCUCAGUUCCCAUCCAGGCACCUGCGAGCAGUAAUCUUUUCUGAUUGAUUGAGCGAUUCAAAGGGCUAUCAUCGUUAAGUAACAUAAUAGAUGCAAAGCAUUGAAUAUACAGUAUAAAAUCAUGCUCUUUGGAAAUAAUUUUGUAACUCUGCCCCAGGAUCAUGUAACUGCAGGGCACUCCUGAUUUAGUGAACGGUUGGGAGUUUGGGCCAAUUUCAUCGUAAAACGUUUCCUUGGUGUUAAAUACAGUCUGAACAAACUUAAAAUGUUUAAAUUGAUGGUUCGGAUUACGGGAUCCCAAGGCCAUAUUUUUCCAUAUUCUAUUCCAGUUAAAGGGUUGUUCAGAUUCAAUUAGAUUUGUGGACCAUACUUUUUUAAUGGCUAGCUCAGAAUAUGGUGCUUUCCAAAAGUUGUUUAUAUACACUAAAUGACCAAAAUUAUGUGGACACCUGCUCGUCGAACAUCUCAUUCCAAAAUCAUGGGCAUUAAUAUGGAGUUGGUCCCCUCUUUGCUGCUAUAACAUCCUCCACUCUUCUGGGAAGGCUUUCCACUAGAACAUUGCUGCGGGGACUUGCUUCCAUUCAGAAACAAGAGCAUUAGUGAGGUCGGGUGCUGAUGUUGGCUCGCAGUUGGCGUUCCAAUUCAUCCCAAAGGUGUUCGAUGGGGUUGAGGUCAGGGCUCUGUGUGCAGGCCAGUCAAGUUCUUCCACACCGAUCUUGACAAACCAUUUCUGUAUGGACCUCGCUUUGUGCACUGCGGCAUUGUCAUGAUGAACCAGGAAAGGGCCUUCCCCAAACUGUUGCCACAAAGUUGGAAGCACAGAAUCGUCUAGAAUGUCAUUGUAUGCUGUAGCGUUAAGAUUUCCCUUCACUGGAACUAAGAGGCCUAGCCCGAACCAUGAAAAACAGCCCCAGACCAUUAUUCCUCCUCCACCAAACUUUACAGUUGGCACUAUGCAUUGGGGCAGGUAGCGUUCUCCUGGCAUCCGCCAAACCCAGAUUAAUCGGUCGGACUGCCAGAUGGUGAAGCGUGAUUCAUCACUCCAGAGAACGCGUUUCCACUGCUCCAGAGUUCAAUGGCGGCGAGCUUUACACCACCAGCCGACGCUUGGCAUUGCUCAUGGUGAUCUUAGGCUUGUGUGCGGCUGCUCAGCCAUGGAAACCUAUUUCAUGAAGCUCCCGACGAACAGUUAUUGUGCUGACAUUGCUUCCAGAGGCAGUUUGGAACUUGGUAGUGAGUGUUGCAACCAAGGACAGACGAUUUUUAUGCGCUUCAGCACUCAGCGGGCCCGUUCUGUGAGGUUGUGUGGCCUACCACUUCGCGGAUGAGCCGUUGCUGCGCCUAGACGUCACUGAGCUCUUCAGUAAGGCCAUUCUACUGCCAGUAUUUGUCUAUGGAGAUUGCAUGGCUGUGUGCUCGAUUUUAUACACCUGUCAGCAACGGGUGUGGCUGAAAUAGCCGAAUUCACUAAUUUGAAGGGGUGUCCACAUACUUUUGUGUAAUAUAGUGUAUUAUAGAGAUCAGUCCUUUCGGGAGCCCAGAUAAUAGAGGUCUUCACGGAUCCACCUGUACCCGAAUACCGAUACGGGACCGAGAGGUCCGGAUCCAGAAUUCUAAAUAAUGUCACCGGUCUGGGUCAGAUCUGAUAUGAUUUUCACGGGUCUCGGGUAUGUGUAAUUUUAACUGGCUAGUUCGGACGAGCCCUUACAGACCCGAACGAGACUGCGCAGUAGAGCGAGAUAGAGAGACAUUUUAUCAUUUAUGCUGCUGCUCUUGCUUUGAACAAGCAUAGCAAGUGUAGGUUGUUGUUGGCCAAUCAUAAAUCAUUAAAGCGGCAAUUGGCUACUGUCAUAGAGCCUCCGUGUGUGGCAAAAGUUAGGAGAUAUCUAAUCAAUGGAAGAUGGAAUUAAAAUGACAGAAAUUAAAGGAAAAGGAUAAGCUACAUCGAUCAAUAGCCAACAGAUAGGCUGCUACUUAAUAUUUCUGAAUGGAGUUAUUUGUAACUGUAGGAUGACAAAGCGCAUGCACUGCGACCUCAAUUAGCCUAGUUAGCUAACGUUAGCUAGCUUAACUAGCGUCUCCCGGUUUGAUGCAGUCAAAUAAUGUACUACGUAAUCAUAUUUGAUGAUACAUUAAAUAACCCAGCUAUGGCAGCUAUUAGUCUACUAUAGCGCGAGUCGGCUUGGUUGCUGUCUCUCGUCUCCCCCUACCUACUCCUCCUCACUGCUCUCUGUGUCACUCGCUCACAGUACGGUCCCUCCACCUGCUAGAGCGGCACCUCUCUCCCUCCUCUCGUGCUUUGUCAGCCCCGGUUAAUAAAGUAGUUUAAAAUAUUACUUUUCUGCUGUUUCUCUCACUCGGACCGGGUCUGGAUCUGACCAGGUCUAUACGGAACGGGUCUAGUUGUCUUCAGGUCCGUUCGGAACGGGUCUCUAUAUUUAAAACAUGUAUUUAUGCAUAUCGGGGGCCGGGUGGGAAAGCCCCAGGUCCAUUUUGGAACGGGUCCAACUUUUUGGGCCUGUGAAGACCUUUACCUCCAACGUCUUGUUAAUUUUUUCCGGGACGUUUACCUUGCCAUACAUAUUUUGAAACCCACUAUGAAUUUUAUCCCAAUAGACAGAAGGGGGUGCCAUGGGAAGCAUUGAACUACAGAAAUUCAGCCAUUGCAAUAUAUUCAUUUUGACGUUGACAAUAGAUAUUCUUCCGGUUAAAGCAACUGGGAUAUUAUUCCAUCUUCUGAGGUCGGAAUGAAUUGAUUUGAGCGUUCUGUUAAAGUUUCUGGUAAUGGUUUUAUCUAAGGAAGGAAAUAUAUCUACUCCCAAAUAUUUAAAAUAGGAAAUGAUUGGGAUUCCAUAAGUAGAGAUCAGUGGAGGCUCCUCAGAAGAGGAAGGGGAGGACUAUCCACCUCAGUGAAUUUCAUAAAAAUUAAAAUAGUAAAACAUUAAAAAAGUUAUAAUUUUUAGAUAAAACUAUUCUAAAUAUAAUCACGUCACUAAAUAAUUGAUUAAUACACUGUUUUGCAAAUAAGGUCUACAGUAGCCUCAACAGCACUCUGUAGGGUAGCACCAUGGUGUAGCCGGAGGACAGCUAGCUUCCGUCCUCCUCUGGGUACAUUGACUUCAAUACAAAACCUAGGAGGCUCAUAGUUCUCACACCAUUCCAUAGACUUGCACAGUAAUUAUGACAACUUCUGGAGGAUGUCCUCCAGCCUAUCAGAGCUCUUGCAGCAUGAACUGACAUGUUGUCCAUCCAAUCAAAGGAUCAGAGAAUGAAUCUAGUACUGAAAGCAGAAGCUACAGCUAGCUAGCACUGCAGUGUAUAAAAUGUGGUGAGUAGACUCAAAGAGAGACAAAGACAAUAGUUGAACAGUUUUGAACAAAUUAAUUUCUUCCAAAAUAGAAGGAGAAGCAAGAGAGAAAUAGAGAGAGAGAUGUCCUCUUUUAUUUUUUCACUUUGUUUCACUUACUUAGCUAGCAAAUGCAGCUAGCUAGUUUAGCUUACUUAAACAUCCUGCUCAAACAGAGGGAUGCUAUGUUAGCUAGCUGGCUAUGACUUUCCAACACAACACUGGAACUCUUCUAUGUCAAUGUAAGCUUUUGGUAUUACUAAUUUAUUGCCACCGGGGCCCGCCGUGUAACUGCUUACUGACUGUACACUAACGUUACUGCAUGAUUGUAGCGGGUUUACUAACGCGUUAGUUCUAUAAGCUAUGCUGACUAUGACGUUACUUUAGCUAAUAUAGUGACAACGAUGUCGGCUGUGUGUAGCAGUUUGGCUUGGAAAGGUUUUUUCGCCUGGUCACAUACAGCCGAUGUGUUGUGUAUUGAUGAAGUCCACAAGCGAAGGGAAGAGGUGAGCGGAGGAGAGAGCAUAGAUGCAAGAAGGAAUACAAUGUGGCUGCAACUGAUGGACUAAUGAUUACACCCUAUAUCAGCUAGAUGCAGGCAAGAGUGUGCAAGGCGGUAUUGAAGGUCACCUCAAAUUUGUCUCUCGACCUACGUUGUAAACUUUUAUUCAUAGGCUAGGUUGUAGCAACCUCAUGAUGGGUAUAUGGAAAAUUUGAGUAUCAUGUUGUAGCCUAAACCUAUCGCUGUUACAUUGAACUGGGUGAAUGGAAUAUGAAUGAGAGUUAUCCAAUAUGCUGUAUUUGUAUUUAUUAUGGAUCCCCAUUAGCUUAUCUUCCUGGGGUCCAGCUAAAUUAAGGCAGUUAUACAUUUUAGAAACAUUACAAUACAUUCAUAACAGAUUUCACAACAUGUUAAGUGCGUGCCCUCAGGCCUUCUACUCUACUACCACAUAUCUAUAACCCAAAAUCCAUGUGUACAUGUGUAUAGUGCAUAUGUUAUCGUGUGUUCGUAUGCAUGUGUCUAUGUUUGUGUUGCUUCACAGUCCCCGCUGUUCCAUAAGGUGCAUUUUUCUGUUUUUAUUUAAUUUAAUUUUACUGCUGGCAUGAGUUACUUGAUGUGGAAUAGAGUUCCAUGUAGUCAUGGCUCUAUGUAGUACUGUGCGCCUCCCAUAGUCUGUUCUUGACAUGGCGACUGUGAAGAGACCUCUAGUGGCAUGUCUUGUGGGGUAUGCGUCAGUGUCCGAGCUGUGUGCCAGUAGUUCAAACAGACAUGCAUUCAACAUGUCAAUACCUCUCACAAAUACAAGUAGUGAAGAAGUCAAUCUCUCCUCCGCUUUGAGCCAGGAUAGAUUGACAUUCAUAUUAUUAAUGUUAGCGCUCUGUGUACAUCCAAGGGCCAGCCGUGCUGCCCUGUUCUGAGCCAAUUGCAAUUUUCCUAUGUCCCUCUUUGUGGCACCUGACCACACGACUGAACAGUAGUCCAGGUGCGACAAAACUAGGGCCUGUAGGACCUUCCUUUUUGAUAGUGCUGUUAAGAAUGCAGAGCAGCGCUUUAUUAUAGACAGACUUUUCCCCAUCCUAGCUACUGUUGUAUCAAUAUGUUUUGACCAUGACAGUUUACAAUCCAGGGUUACUCCAAGCAAUUUAGUCUCCUCAACUUGCUCAAUUUCCACAUUAUUCAUUACUAUAUUUAGUUGAGGUUUAGGGUUUAGUAAAGUGAUUUGUCCCAAAUACAAUGCUUUUAGUUUUUAAAAUAUUUAGGACUAACUUAUUCCCUGUAAUAGAAAUAAGGCCAUGCUCAUGAAAAAAAAAACGGCACUGACCGGCACUGGUAGAGAUCGAGUCUUCGAUCGGGUCUUGAGAGGCAGUAGUGCUGAUUUGGUUAGAUAAAUUCAGCUUCAUUUCAAGCUAUAAAAUUAAUCUAUGGUCAUCAAUGCGUUUGUGAGCGAUUGAGAUGCAUUGUCUAGAUAUAGUAAAAUAUCAUCCACGUAUAAUGAGAUGAAGUGAUCAGUAGAUUUGAUGGAAAUUGGUGUUAUUUCCUUUGAUUGACGAAUUGCCUCAGCCAGGGGUUCCAUGGAUAAUAAGAAUAGUAAAGGCAAGAUUGGAUCGCCUUGUCUGCUGCUUCUAGUGAUUCUGAAAGGAGCAGAGCAGAUAUUGCCUGGUAUAACUAUGGCUGAGGGAUUGGCAUAUAGUAUUUUAAUAAUAUUCAUGAAAUUGGCGCCAAUCCCCAUAUGUUCCAAGACAGACCAGAGAUAUGCAGCUUGUUCUGCAUCGAGAGAUAAUGCAGCCCAAGGACCUGUUGUUUCUGAUGAAGCAUCUAAGAUAUGUAAUAGUCGACGGAGGUUAUCAGAGGAUAAGCACUUUUUAACAAACCCACUUUGGUUCGUGUGGACCAAUUUUGUUAAGUAAGUCUCGAGACGGGACGACAAUGUUGUGGAAAUACACCACUAAGGACUCAAAUCAUAGUAAAUUAAGCAAUCUUUAUUAUCACGGCCGGAGAGGUUCACAAACUCAAUACAAGCCUGAUUAAACUCCAAAGGGGAGGUUCUCUUUCAGUCCUUUUAUACUGCUACACAAACAAGUCAUAUAAUCAUGGUUGGUUCCCGCAUGUAACUGACUGAUACCACACCAGGCUUCUUACCUUGAAACUGAGAUAUUGUAUCACUCCUUUUAGUUCCUUUUAGUACCUUUUUUCUAAUAAAAGCUAAAUUAGUGCUGUAUUCACAUCUCUCCUAAAUGAACCUUUGUAAAUUGCAGCUGUAUUAAUCAUUUUGAGCAAUAGUGGACCUAAUUGAUUCCAACAUUUUAAAGAAUCUUAAUCCUAUUCAUUAACUUUUAUUUGUCGACAAGUUAAUAUGCUAUUUACUGUAUUGCAAAAGUGUAAUUGAUUUGUGUUUGGUUGUCAACGCAACCAAAUAACAUAUGAAGGAGAUGUAUAUUUUGUGCUACUGACUUAGUCUGGCUUUAAUUCCAGUUUGUCUACAAAUUAAUAAUUGAUAUGUUGGAUUCACGUCUCCAUCUCAACCAAAAACCAAAGUUAAAGAACAGGACUAAAUCUAAUCUAAUCAAACUUUAAAUGCCCUUUAAAUAAAGUUUGAUUUGAUUUAGUCCUAUUCUUUAACUUAGAUUUUUGGUUGAGAUGUUGAUGUGAAUCCAACAUAUUCAUGAUUAACUUGAAGAUUAAAUUUGAAAUCAACCAAAGAUUGAAACCCUAGGCCUAUGUAUUGUCUAUUUUUAGCUGAACCCUGGGUUGACUUGAAACAAUAGCUGUUGAUGACUUUGCAAAUGCUAUAUAUGCCUAAAUAGCAUCAUUGAUGAUGUAUGACUUAUAAAAAAUGUAUGGUUGCAUUUCAUUUGCUGUUAAACCUCUACCCUUUGGAAUGACUUCGAUAGCAACAGUGAAUAUACAGUAUUUAGUUAUUAAGAGAUCUCUCAAUAAUCAGUCUCACUGAUGGCACAUUGGUAGUAGUCAGUUACAAAUAUAAAAGCUAAGCAGGGCUUGGUUAAAACCCUGGAUGGGAGACCAAAUGAAUAGCUGUAUAUCAACUCUCCAGUAGGAGGUGCUGCCCAGCCUAUUGUUUUUUAAUUUUUUCUAAUGGUGGAUAUAACGUUGAAGAUCUGACGUUGUUUCAAAGGUACAAAUUAAACAUUUUAUACAACGUUUGUCUAUGUUGAAAAUUGGUAUCAUAAUUCUGUGGUUGAAACUUCACCCUCAAAACAACAGUUUGUUGAUUACUUUUUUCAAAUCCAAUGUAUUUUCCAUGUAGAUUCCUUGUCACAAUACGUUGGCAAAUUACGUUGAAACAAUGUUGAUUCAACCAGUUUGUGCCCAGUUAGUUUUUUCCCCUCUUUUUUGGAAACUCACCUGACACCCAAGGGGAGAGCACCAGGGAGGUGAUUGUCCAGAAUUCAGGAGCAGAUAUUGGCUGUGCAGGGCAUUUUUUACACUAUUUGUUUGCGCCUUUUAUUUUUGGUACCUGUAAAGAGCAUUCUGUACAUGUAUUCUAUUGUUUACCUCACCAUCUAGUGGCUUGAUGCGGAAACCGCACCCUCAGACAACCAGGUGUGUUACAAUUAUUCUAGCCUUGAUAGACUGCCUGUUGAAAUAAUAUAAGCAAGGUUUCCACCCCACUUCAACCAAUCCAUCAGUUGUCAAAUUGGUAAUUAAUUACGGAAGACUGAUUUUUCAAGUAUUCCAACAGACUUUAAGACCACAUGAAAGUCAAUACAUGUUGGAGACCUUUCUCUCUUAUAGUGUGUGAAGAGCAGGCUGUGUGUGUCUUUCAGGGUGUGGAGGUUAUGCUGAUAACAAGGUGGGAGCAGUGUCACCCACGGGCCAUGGUGAAGCCAUCAUGAAGGUGACUCUGGCUAGACUCAUCCUGUUCCACAUGGAGCAAGGUAACACACACACGAUUUAUAAAGACAGAUUGAUUGAUAAACUGAUUAUAAACAUUCAAUCCUCAGUAACUCCAUCCAUUUAUUCCCUCAUCCAUGCAUGAAUCCAUCCAUCCUCCCUCCCUGGUGUGUGUGUCCCCUGCAGGGCGCAGUGCAGAGGCAGCAGCAGAUGAGGCCCUGGCCUAUAUGAAGGAGAGGGUGGGGGGUCUGGGGGGAGUGGUUGUGGUGGACCCCCAGGGUGGAUGGUCCGUUCGUUUCAGCAGCCUGCAGAUGGCCUGGGCUGCAGCCCAGCAACAAACACUCCACUAUGGCCUGUACACUGGAGAACACUUCACACAGAACAUAGACAACCCCUACUAACAUACACUCCACUUCCACUAAUGUGUUGAGAGAGACUAGAAGAUCCCUACUAACACACUCAGGUAAACAAUCUAUAGAAAGCACUGAAUUGAAAUUUACCAUAACUGUGUUUUUAGCAAUCAGUACUAUUUCAAUAUUUUCUAAUCCUCAGAUCAAUGCUCAUAUCUAGAGCCAGUAUUUGGAAAGUGUUGAUCAACUACCAAAUGUAAAUAUUAAGGAAUAAAGCGUGUUUUAAAAACAAACAUA